Messenger RNA from Drosophila rhopaloa, 4028 nucleotides. RefSeq lists its product as uncharacterized. The record is from RefSeq and is a predicted model, not a curated record. Lineage: Eukaryota; Metazoa; Arthropoda; Insecta; Diptera; Drosophilidae.
UUCGGAUAUAACAACAUUUUCAAAUAUUAUUCAGCUAGAACGAAAUCAAACGGUUAAUUCCUUGGCCAUUUGGUAUUUUUUGGCGCUCUGGCGGCGGUCACACUGGUGGCAACUCUCCAGCCAUUUUGCAUUUUUAUUUCGUUUUACAAAAUAAUUUUUGAUUUCCACCGUAUUUAAGCAUAUAUUCCGAAAAUUAAUGAGCCCGCAGACAUGACGCACGCACUGGUGAACGAGGAAACGCUGGAGGCGAUGGUCUACGAGCGCUCCAAAGCAUGGUCCAGUGUGAUGAAGGAUUGGUCGACCAUGGACGACGGAAUGGAAGUGGAUGUGUCGGAGUUUGAUGAUCUAUUCAAGGACGAAGACCAGAACCCUGAGCUGCUGGACGAGGAGGAGGCCAAGGAGGAUAAUGUGGAGGACGCCAAACUGGAACUGGGCCACAUCAACACCACCACCACCAGCGUUGCGGAGCUGACACUGAUCCUGUGCGCGGGGAAGGACAACGAGACCAAGGCCGAGAUAGAGGAGAUCCUGAACCAGACGGUACCCGUUGUCGAGGGGCACAAGCGUAAGUGGCGGGAGGCGGGGCUAGAUCGCAUCUUGGACACCUUCGAUGAGAAGCAGAUUGAACACCAUGUGGGCCGCUGGAUGCGGCGCCACAACAGCGUUUACUUGGAGACCACACCGCCGAAAUACCUCCACCCUCAAGACCACUCCAUCUCGGACCAGAGCGACGAGUCGCUGCACUCGAUUGACACGGCCCGAUACAUUCAAGAAAGUCGCCGGCGCAAGGCCCACACAACCAACAAGAACUCGAACAUGACCACCAUUAAGAUGUACCGCAAGCACUCGCACAAACGGGAUGAACUAAGGGCCAAGUACGCCUACGAUGACGAGCAGGAGCACCGCCACCACAUGCAGGCGUUGCUGCACCGCCGACGGGAGAAGGAGCGCAAGCUGGCCUACUUGGCCGCCACGCCGAUGCACUGCAUCCACUCCAGCAGUCAUCAUGUGAGGCGGAAGCAUCUGCGAAAGCGGCGCGCCAACUCCUGGAUGUUUGACUCUUCGUCCAGCAGUGAGGACGAUCCAUCAUUUAACGGCUGCGACUGUCACUCCUGCCGGAGACAUCAUGCGCUUUCCAGAAGUGCCUACCAGUACUGUCCGUAUGACAGGGGUCAACGUGAGUAUCACCACCGCCAGGCGGCAUCGCGGACCAUGCACACCAUGCGUCGUCAUCACACCUUUGACAUGGACAUGGACCUGCGACCAAGGCUGCCGGAAAAUGAGUGCAGCUGCUGCGACAGCGACCGUCUCUGCUCCAAUGUAGUACACAUUGCCAACAGCUCUACCGAGGAGUGGGUGGUGGAGAACCGCAGUAGCCCCCUGCUCCUCGAGUCGCAGGGUAUGGCUCGGAAGCACAAGCAGCAACUGGUGGCUGUUAGGAAAUUUUCACCACAGUCGGCUCGAUCCAAGUGCCACGAGCAGAGAUUACCGAAAAUGAAGGUUGCUUCGGCCUCAAAAUUGGUUAAAAAAGCUAACUACGUACACAUGUUUGAUAGUGACACUUCCGAUGAAGAAAAGGUCUUGUAUAAAAAGCGUUUGGUUAACUUUCUGGAGCGGAACAAGGGGAGUACAAGUACAACUCCAAAAUCAACAAAAAAAACAAAAUAUGUAUCUUCUACGGCGAAGAAGUCUUUAAAGAAGGCUAAUGCAGUGUCUUCCAACAUUUUGCCAGAAAUCAAAGAAGAACAGUCUAUUCAAUUUGUUGACACAAAAAAAAUGCCGCCAUCUGGAGAGGGCGAUGGCUUGCCGAUUCCGAAAAUAAGUCAUUCACAAACCAAAUCCGAGUCUUCCGAUGAAAGCAGCCAAGAUGAAAUCAAGGGAAGGAAACGCUUGUUAAGCUUCUGCGAGGCAAACAUGAAAUCAAAGAAAGCGUCUACUAUAAUGGAAUCAGCCACAAAAAAAGCUCAGAAACAGGUAAUUGUGGUGCCGGUUUUGAAUCUGCCCCAAAACAAUAAGCAAGAGGACAAUUCCCCUAUAAAAAUGCUUCCAGUUCAAAAGGGCGAUGAAAUGAUCAAUCCAAAGGAAAGUCAUCCUUAUAUCAAAAACGAAUAUUCUAAAGAAAGACAAGCCAAGUCGAAAUGUGCCAGAAAUUCAUCUGCACAAUUGGAAUCUUCAGCAAACAAAUGUAAUCCCAAGCCUGUUACAUCGAUUCCCUCGUGUUUUCCACAAAUCACAGGAAAAAAAGGGUCAAAACCUGUAGGAACUGAAGUGAAAAAAAAUACAAAGGAGACCAAUACCACUCCCUUGGCCAACGACAAAGGUUUAAUCAAUGCAAAAAAAAUUCACAGCCCCAUCGAAAUCAAAUCUUCCGAUGAAUCCGAGGAGGAAGUGAUGCAAAGAAAACGCCUUGUAAGUUUGUCCGUGGGCAAUCUCAAAUCCAAAUGUUCUGGAGCUAAGAAAAUUUCCAAGCAGGCAACGAUUCACGUUGAUAAUUCCAGUUCCCCUCAAGUUCCUAAACAAUUGAUUUUGGUAGAAAGCAGCUCUAUUAGUAAUCCUGAAACGUUAAAUGUAACCAACUCAUCAUCAUCCUCUCAUGAAAUCUUGAAUCAAAAUCCAGUUGUCUCGAAAGAAAAGCCGAAGAAAAAUUCAGAAAACGCCAAAAUAGUCACUAAAUCGGCUGCAACCGGAAAGACUUCCGCCGCAGGCGUUAAAACGAAAACACGCGAUUCGGGAAAAAAGAAAGCUAACACCGCUAUUUCUCCGGCUUUGCCGCAAAUCAUUGAGGAGGCGCCCAACCGCUCACCCGACUCGCAGACUAAACCCGAACCGAAUUCGUCAAGUAAAGUUCCAAAAACCAAUUUAAAGAAGUCUGGAAGCUCUAAUGCCCAAGACAUUCCGAAGGACAACUUCGAAAAGACGUGCGACUCAGAAGAGGAACUGAAGCGAGCCCUAGCUUUAUCGAAGGCCUCCUAUAAGGAAGAGAACAUAAAGCGACGGAAAACUAAAAAACAAACCUCAAACGAACAGCCGCAGUCACCGGCUGAGCAAUCUUUGGCGAUAUUCAACAAUCAGAGCGUGGCCUGCAAUUCCACAGCUCUGGUCAAUGACACGGCCUGCAAACGCGUUCUCACCAAGAAACGACCAGUUAAAAGAGCAGCCGCCGUAAGCAGCACCGAGGAACAACCAGCGGCAAACAGCUCGAGAUCCCCAACGGGCAGUUCGUUGGAGGAGGCCAGCGCCUCGAGCGGCGAUCCUGACUGCACGGUGGUGACAUCCACCACUUGCUGCGAACCGGCUGCAAGUGAGCCGAUUCCACCGCCUCUCAAGCUCACCAAGCGAGGCAUCCUGCUGCACAGUUAUUCGGCAUCGGACUCGGGCAACUUCACUCUAACCGAGCAGGGACUCGGAAGAUUCAUUGGCGACCGUUGGGCCCGCAAAUACCUCAAAUACCACAUCGGCAGUCGCAGCUUUGACAGCCGGCACUCGGUUUACUACCAGCCCACGCCGCAGUUGGCAGCCGCCUUAAGUGCUCCUCACAAUCAGCAGACCCUCGCCAAUAUAUCGAGCUCCAGUUCCAGCGAUGAUGACAUCUUCGAUCAGUUCAACCGAUAUGGAACGGUGUACAGCGUGCUCGAAAAGUAAUGCGAAAGUUUAGGCUAAGUUUUUCCCAACUUAUUUGUAAGCUUUAUUUGGUUUAGAGCUACAAUUGUACGCGACGGUUAAACACAUCCUUUUAAAGGGAAUUAAGAAAUAUUUUUGUAGUUUAUUUUUUAAGUUUUGAUUUAUUUCACGUAAAUUACAUGAUCGAUAGUGAUAAUAGAAAACAUAAUACGUCAUAAUCAUUAUAAUCAUCAUAAAUUUUGCGCUUAAGUAUUAAAUAAUUGUUUAAGAGAUUUAUUCGCAUUGCAAUAGUAAUUCUUGUGUGUCGAAGUUGUGCUUAAGUUCGUUUCCAUGAAGUUUGUCUAAAUUCAUAUCGGCUAUUGUUAAUUUUAUGUAUUCACAAGAAAACAAAUAAAACGUAAGAUCAA